Molecule: messenger RNA, 1368 nt
Organism: Pundamilia nyererei
Lineage: Eukaryota; Metazoa; Chordata; Actinopteri; Cichliformes; Cichlidae
Product: lanC-like protein 3
Exons: 5
Coding region: 91-1314 (407 amino acids)
Biological process (GO): carbohydrate metabolic process; peptide modification
Cellular component (GO): plasma membrane
Source: RefSeq, a predicted model, not a curated record
UCUUGGAUACUUUGAGUAGCUGACACGGAUCUGCGUUAUCAGUGGGCCCUGCGUGCACGUCGUGCUGUCUCUAUCGGCUUUUCGUCGGUGAUGGAAAACACUCGCUGCUUUGCCAACCGUUUCUCCGACUACAAAGGUGCGCUGCUCCCGGGCCAGGGCGCCGAAGCUGCCGUGCCCGUCGUGGUCGCCAGCAUAGAUAAAAUCCUUCAAACUGUUCCCAUCGACCUCAGCGACUGCGACGGAGGGCUAUACGAUGGGCCGGCCGGGGUGGCUUACAUGCUGUAUCACGUCAGCGAGUGCCCGCUGUUCUCUGAGUACCGGGAUGUCUACCUGAAGACGGCCAAGCAGAUCAUCGACAUGUCGGUCAGAUACGUGGAUGCGGAGCCGGACAAAAACAUGCGUGCCGCCUUCCUGCUCGGCGGGGCGGGCAUCUACGCUGUGGCCGCUAUGAUCUACAAGUCCCUGGGCUUGGCUGAUUUCGUGAAGCCGCUGACUAAAUUCCGUAACCUGUGGGAGGUGUGCGCUCCCAUCCAUUUUCUGGAGUGCGGCUCGGAUGAGCUGUUUGUAGGGCGGGCUGGGUACCUGUGCGCCGCCCUGGUCCUCAAACAGAAGCUGGGCAUAGAGAUUCUGAGCAAAGAUCAAAUCAAAUCUAUUUGCCAGGCCAUCAUCGAGUCAGGAAAACAGUAUGCCAGGAAGAAGAGAAAGCCUUUCCCCCUUAUGUACUCGUACUAUGGAACAGAGUACCUCGGCGCAGCCCACGGCCUUUCAUCUGUGCUGCAGAUGCUGUUGAGCUACCAAGACAUGCUCAGUGGGGCUGAAAAGGAUCUGGUGUGGCAGAGUGUUGAUUUCCUCAUGAACCAGGAGCAAAACUGUAACUGGCCUGCAGAGCUGGGAGCCAUCAUCGAAAGGGAGAAUGAGUUGGUGCACUGGUGCCACGGAGCCCCGGGUGUGGCGUACCUUUUCGCAAAAGCCUAUCUGAUCAAUAAGAAGCCACAGUACUUGGAUAAAUGCAUUAGAAGUGGAGAACUCGUAUGGCAGAAAGGUCUGCUGAAGAAAGGUCCUGGGAUUUGUCACGGAGUUGCAGGCAGCGCAUAUGUCUUCCUCCUGCUUUAUCGGCUCACAGGCAACUCCAAAUACAUCUACCGUGCUCAGAGGUUUGCAGAGUUCCUCUUCACUGAGGAAUUCAAGGCAGGCUCUCGCUCAGUUACCAGGAUCUACAGUCUGUUCGAAGGCCUGUCGGGGACCGUUUGUUUCCUGGUCGACCUCCUGCAGCCAGACCAGUCAGAGUUCCCUCUGUUCAGUGUCUUUGUGUGAAUGGACUGAAAGGUUACUGCUGUUCACUGACCUGAACAGACCCCGUCCCUUUCC